AUGGCUGGGGCGGACUUCCUCGCGUCACCUCCACGCGCGCUGCGUCAGAUCCAUGGCGAGGACCGGCUGCGGCAGCUCCACACGCGCCGUCUCCUAGCUCUCGCCGCCGCCGUUGGGGAUGAGUCCGCCUCCCUGCACGCUGGGGCCCUCGACGUCGCUGUCGGGGCUCGUGCCGCCGCUGCAGCUCCCCGCCAUCUCCUUCUUCUUGGCCGCGGCGGCGCGGGAGGUUUGGCGGCAGGCAAGAUGUUGGAGGAGCUGCUCAUCUUCACGCGCGGCGGCCUGAUCCGCGGCGGCGGCGGCAAGGGCUCGCCGGUCGACGAGCUCAUCCGCGGACGAGCUCAUCCGCAACUGCCUCCUCGAGGAGCGGACGGCAAGCGCGCGCUCAAGUGGGCGUUCCACAACUGGCUCGGCCUCGUCUUCGUGGCGGUGUACCGGCGCGUGCUCCGCCUCCUCUACGUCGACGACCUCCUCGCGGCCGUCCGCGCCGAGUUCACGCGGGUCUACCACCCCAAGCGCACCUCCUACGACGGCUUCGGCGACGUGUUCCGGCAGCCCCACCUCGAGGCCCAAGCGCGAGCCGAGGAGAUGAGCAGGCCUAAUAAGCAGAAGCCCGUUGAUGCUGCGCCGCCCCGUCGUCCGCGGCCACAACCUGUCGUCCACAAUGCUCCUGGUGAUUCUGAAUCUGACGGCAAUGGUGAUGGUGAUGGGAGCAAGCAGGAUGAUGCCUCCGAUGGCGUCUCCGGGGAGAAGGAGGAGAAGGAAGAUGGCCAGGCCUUUGAUCUGAGUUUUUUUUCGAAUCUGCGAACAAGGUUCACCCACAGUAACAAGAAUAACACUAACACCAACAAGCCGACCAAUAAAGAUGUUAAUAAGAGGAAAACCCCUAGGGAUUGGAACAACAAUGGGCAUUCAGACAAGAAGCUGGAUUUCUCAGACCCUGCCGAUGAGAGCAAGCGGACGGAUAAUGCGCGAGUUAAUCAGGGACAGAGCAAGAUCGAUCUUGCUGAAACGGUUGAAGAUGGCCCAAGAACCAAAGGAUGGUUCUCCUCAGUGUUCCAGAGCAUUGCAGGUGGCAACAGCGUAAUCAAAAGGCCCGAUCUGCAACCCGCGCUCAAGGCUCUCAAGGACAGGCUCAUGACCAAGAACGUGGCGGAGGAGAUCGCCGAGAAACUCUGCGAGUCCGACGCGGCAAGCCUCGAGGGCAAGAAGCAGGGGUCUUUCACGAGCACAGCAUCCACCGUCCAGGCCGCCAUGGAGGCGGCUCUGGUGCGCAUCCUGACCCCAAGCCGGUCCAUCGACGUACUGAGAGACGUGCACGCGGACAAGGACAGUGGGAGGCCGUACGUGAUCGUCUUCGUCGGGGUGAACGGCGUCGGCAAAUCCACCAACCUCGCCAAGGUCGCCUACUGGCUCCUCCAGCACGACCUCACCGUCACACUCGCGGCGUGCGACACCUUCCGGUCCGGCGCCGUCGAGCAGCUGCGCACCCACGCGCGUAGGCUCCAGAUACCCGUCUUCGAGAAGGGGUACCAGAGAGACCCGGCGGUCGUGGCGAAGCAGGCUAUAGAGGAAGCGACGCGGAGCAGGUCAGAUGUCGUCCUGGUCGACACCGCUGGGCGUAUGCAGGACAGCGAGCCGCUCAUGAGGGCGCUCUCCAAGCUCAACAGCCCGGACCUGGUCCUGUUCGUCGGAGAGGCGUUGGUUGGAAACGACGCCGUCGAUCAGCUCACCCAGUUCAACCAGAAGCUCGCGGACCUGUCGGCUGUUCCUGCAAAGAAGAGGUUGAUCGAUGGCAUCCUGCUCAGCAAGUUUGACACUGUUGAUGACAAGGUUGGUGCCGCGCUUUCCAUGGUUUAUGUGUCUGGAGCUCCGGUCAUGUUCGUCGGCUGUGGUCAGUCUUACACUGACCUGAAGAAGCUGAAUGCCAAGUCCAUUGUUAACACCCUCCUCAAGUGA
Messenger RNA from Miscanthus lutarioriparius, 1956 nucleotides. The record is from the annotation of a GenBank genome assembly. Lineage: Eukaryota; Viridiplantae; Streptophyta; Magnoliopsida; Poales; Poaceae.